This is a messenger RNA of Penicillium canariense, 1728 nucleotides long. RefSeq lists its product as uncharacterized. Gene Ontology annotation, biological process: potassium ion import across plasma membrane; intracellular potassium ion homeostasis. Lineage: Eukaryota; Fungi; Ascomycota; Eurotiomycetes; Eurotiales; Aspergillaceae. The record is from RefSeq and is a predicted model, not a curated record. Gene Ontology annotation, cellular component: plasma membrane. The transcript has 7 exons. Bases 1 to 1728 code for a protein of 575 amino acids. Gene Ontology annotation, molecular function: high-affinity potassium ion transmembrane transporter activity.
AUGCCGACCAUGGCUGCUCUUUUGGAGUUGAAUACCCUCACAUUACACUAUGCGUACUUCAUCCUAGCGUCCAUGAUCGGCAGUGUCGUACUAUUCACGACAUCAACGCAGAUCCAAAACCUUCACUUUGUUGACGCGCUAUUCAUGAGCUUCAAUGCCAUGACGGGAGCAGGACUAAACGUGCUGGACCUCUCCACACUGAAUGUUCCACAACAAGGCACCCUGUUCACGCUUCUGAUUUUAGGUCAUGCCAUUCCGAUUCUUGGAAUCAUCUCUUUACUCCGCGCUCUUGCGCUUCGUCUCGGCCUGAAAGAUCAAUCUAAUAAGAAAGGAGGGAAGCAAAUUCUACCUCACAAGUCAAUCCUGCAGAUACAGGAAACGCAGCCCCACGAGGACGGGAAGAAUACUAUUUCCGCAAAAAAUACGAGCCUGUCGAAGAUAAACAUUGCCGUUAAGGAUUUACAAGUGCAUAUUUCAUCACCUGGCGAGCCCGAGAUACCUUGGAACGCCCGUAACGUCAUCAUUGUCACCGACCCGACAGAUCCUGACCAGAGUCAAGGUGUCGCUUCUAUCACUAGCAUUGGAGGCAGAAAGAACUUCUAUAAUGUGGAAUCCUUUCUUUCUCGGGUGUUCGCGACGUUGAAGAGCAUGAUGCAGCGACUAGGAAAGAUUCUAAGCUGCUGGAGCGGUUCUAUCGGCUGUAAUGAGACAAAUUUGGUAGAGUACAGGGCACUUGCAUUGAUAUCAGUGCUUACGAUAUUCUACACCGUUGUUCUCCUUUGCUUCGGUAUUAUGAGCAUCGGGUUUUGGUCAAAAUAUUCCCGCCCAGAUAUUCCGCGUACAGACGGAGUUUCCCCUUUCUGGGCGGGCGCUUUUCUUGCCACAUCUGCGUUUGGAAACAAUGGCAUGUCUCUUAUUAAUGCCAAUAUGACACCUUAUCAACGAGAGUGGGUGUGCGUUUCUUUGUACCCAGGUUGGCAUACCUUUUUUUUGUUCUGUACAAUUCUGGUGUUAAACGGGAUCCUUACGGGGGCUUUUGAGCUUGCUUCUAUCCACAACACUGAGAUCGAGGCUCUCCCUCUCAAGUAUCGAGUCCUAGAUGGGCUUUUUCAGUCACUAUGUGUGCGUAGCGGUGGGUUCACUGUUGUGGCUUUCGAUGAACUGCCACAAGGAUUGCUGACUUUAUACGUCCUCAUGAUGUAUCUUCCAGCUUCUCCAGUGUCAGCUGCCACCAGUAGAAGUACUGAAACAACCACAACGGGGUCUGCGAAGGUCCCUUUUGUAGAAGCUGAUAAAUGGGUUUAUUCAUCUUCAGCCAGUGGCUCAACUAACGCGCUUUUUGCGGGCGGCUAUUUCCUUUGCCGGCAAAUUAGCUUUCACUUAGGUCACGAUAUCUGGUGGCUUGGUGUUGCCGUCCUUCUCAUUUCUGUUGUCGAGUCCGACCACUACAAGUCCCAGCCAGUGGCUUUUUCCACCUUCAACAUUAUUUUUGAGGUGGUUUCCGCAUAUAGCUGUGUAGGCGUGAGCAUUGGGUAUCCCGGCAAACAUUAUUCCUUCUGCGGGGAGUGGUACUCAUUCAGCAAGCUUUUGCUGGUGUCACUCUCGUUAUGGGGUCGACACCGCAGUCUGUCUGCGUUAACUGAGAAGUCUAUCUCGUUGUGUGUAUCUCCGGAAGCGGCGGAUGAGGAGAUGAUGAUACUGCAAAAGGACAAGGCCGAACAAGUAUAA